Fusarium keratoplasticum is the source of this 399-nucleotide messenger RNA. RefSeq names its product F-box domain-containing protein. The coding region runs from base 1 to 399 and encodes 132 amino acids. The record is from RefSeq and is a predicted model, not a curated record. NCBI's taxonomy places the organism in Eukaryota, Fungi, Ascomycota, Sordariomycetes, Hypocreales, Nectriaceae. The transcript has 2 exons.
AUGAGCGGAUUGGAAGCGUCACUGUCUGGAGAGUCUCCGGCAGACGAGGAUGACUACGAACAGCGGCACAUCCUGGCCCAUCUGCUGAAGCAAAAGUUCAAAUUUCCAAAAUGGGGCCCUGAACAAUCUGGGAUAGACACCCUGGAUCUCUUCAUCGUUUGUAGAAACACCUUUGAUGCCUUUGACAGACUGUACAGCCCCGUUAAUCAGGCUGCCGACUUUGUCUGGCAAACUCGACGAUAUAGUUCAGCUCGGCAAUCUCCUCUGGAGAAGCUUCCGUCAGAAAUUUUGAGAGACAUUGUGUCCGCUCUUGAGAUCACGGAUCAAAUCGCUGCUGCUCUCUGUUCCCAGUACCUUGGGUCCACACCGUUUGGGUCAUCCGCGAGCAUCUCUGUUUAA